AUGGCGUCCGUCACAUGUCGUGGCGAUCUUCACAUGGCCCCGUCUGCAGAUCUACGGGAGCCCUUGAACCUCAUCAACAAGAUCCAGCCUGAGCCUGUUGUCACUGAGAUCCUUGAGAAAUGCAUCGAGUUAAACUCGUCUCGCGAGCCUUCUUCGCCUUCUUCGCCUUCUUCGCCUGACAUGGAUACCCCCAGGGUGAAGAGGAUCGACCCGCCUAAUUUCAGCCCAAAGUCAAGUCGUCGUGCUUCCUCUGCUACCAACUCGGCUCAGCACUCUCGCUCUGCAUCUCGCAGUACAGCGAGGUCAAGACCGCCUAGUCGACAUAGCUCUUUUAAUUCGACCAGACGGCCUGCAACGACGGCUAGCAUCGUCCCCGUCCCACCAGCGAGGACUACGCCCCACGAGAGGCGGGAGUCGCUGCUGGCACUACAUCGGGAGUCAUGUCGUCUCUUCGAGGAGCAGGAGUCUACAAAUAAUGUAAGACCCACCCUGCAGCGGGCACUUUCAACAACCUACCCCCGCCGACGAGAGAGUCGCACCUCGUCCGAUAUGGGGUAUUCAGCGCCGCCAUCCCCGAUCGCCUCAUCAAGAUCCAGUCGUCGGGACUACGACCACCGCGGUUCACUAAGCUCGGCCGCUGCCUCUCCUCCAUUCCACCCAAGAGACCGAGCCAACACACUCCCCAACAGCACCACCAGCCAGCAUGUCCAUAGCCCCUCCGCAUCCUCCAUCCACAUCCCGGCAACAGUGAUGGAGUGGACAUCAGACACGACUCGCCGGCGCGAGUAUGAGAAAAUCGACCGUGCCAGCCGUGGCGUCCGUGGUAUCUGGCGGAAAGUCGCACCACGCUGGUGCCAUCGUGAUUCUCGCGCGCCCUUCUUCGAAGAAGGCAAAUCGGGUCGCGAAGGCAGUGUUCGGCGGUUCAGAAUGGACCUCCCCGAUGAAGAAUCAGAUGACUCGGAGCGAGGCAAACCCCAGACGCAGUUCCUGGAUCUUCACAAGGACUCGGACGGGUAUACGCUUCGACGCUGGGCAUAUCGGCGGUCGGAGACAACCCCCAAUUAA
This is a messenger RNA of Penicillium cinerascens, 1065 nucleotides long. RefSeq lists its product as uncharacterized. Bases 1 to 1065 code for a protein of 354 amino acids. The transcript has a single exon. The record is from RefSeq and is a predicted model, not a curated record. Lineage: Eukaryota; Fungi; Ascomycota; Eurotiomycetes; Eurotiales; Aspergillaceae.